UCCUGUUUCUUAGUUUCUUAGUCAUUUAGAGCUCAGGUUGAAAUAGAAGCAGAGGAGAAACUUUCACAAAAACCGAAUGAAAAAAAAUAUUUUUCUCUGACAUAGUAGGAAGAAGAAAACACAGACAUUAGGAUGUUUCCUGCACUGAAGUACGUGCUUUUCCCUUCGUUUAUGUAGAAGAAAUUUACAAGACAAAUCUGGGUAUCAGAAUGGCAGCACAACUUAACUUGCCAAAAAAUACGGAUGACUGGACCAAAGAGGAUGUAAACCGGUGGUUAGAAAGUCAUAAAAUUGACCAAAAACACAGGGACAUUUUGACUGCACAAGAUGUGAAUGGCGCAAACUUGAAAUACUUAACUAAAGAACACCUUAUUGAUAUAGGUAUAACAUUUGGGCCAGCUGUCCAGAUAGAACAUUUAUUCAAAGAGUUGAUGGAAACAUCCACUGAAGAUCCUUCUCAGAUUUGUAAGAGGGAGAAAGGCAGUAAAGAUGUUCCUAAAAAACAAGAGAAAAACAGAGAAACUUCAAAGCAAAAACAAAAGGGUAAAGAGACAUCAGAUAGAGUUACUGACUCUACAAUAAGUACAGCUGCUGAAGGUUCUAAGUCGCUUAACAAUGAAUUCAUGGAAGAUGAAAUAAAUGACACACAGAAAAAGCAGUCAUCUGUAGAACUGAUGUGUGUACCAUACCCUUUUGAUGAAUUCAGUGAUCCAUAUCGUUACAAAUUGAAUUUUAGUCUACAGCCUGAAACAGGACCACUCAAUCUCAUUGAUCCAAUACAUGAAUUCAAAGCCUUCACAAACACAGAGACAGCCACAAAAGAGGAUGUUAAGAUGAAAUUUAGCAAUGAGGUUUUCCGAUUUGCUUCAGCUUGUAUGAAUUCACGUACCAAUGGCACCAUUCAUUUUGGAGUCAAGGACAAACCCCAUGGAAAAAUUGUUGGCGUGGAAGUCACCACUGUCACCAAGGAAGCCUUCAUUGAUCACUUCAAUAUGAUGAUCCACCAGUAUUUUGAAGACCAUCAGGUCCAAAAAGCGAAGAACUGCAUUCGAGAGCCAAGAUUUGUAGAAGUUUUACAGCCAAACAGUAUUCCAUCUGACAGAUUUGUUAUUGAAGUGGAUGUUGUUCCAAAAUAUUCUGAAUGUGAACAAGAGUAUUUCCAGAUUAAAAUGCAAAAUUACAGCAACAAGACAUGGAAACAAAGUCCAAAAUUCUCAGUCUUCAUGCGAGAUGGGGCCAGUUCUAAGGACGUGAUGAAAAAUAAUGUAGAAUUCACAACAUUUAAACUGGAUUUAAAAAAACUGGCAGAAGCUAGGAAAGAGGCAGAAGAAAAAUGCAGAAUGAAAACAAGCAAAAAAGAGAGUGAGGGACCAAAACUUGUUAAAUUGUUAACAGGAGAUCAGGAUUUGUUAGAUAAUUCAUACUAUGACUGGUACAUUCUUGUAAUAAAUAAAUGCCAUCCGACUCAGAUAAAACACUUAGAUUUCCUAAAGGAAAUUAAGUGGUUUGCUGUGUUGGAGUUUGAUCCUGAAUCUGUGAGUGAGGGUGUGGUCAAAGCUUACAAAGAAAGCCGAGUAGUAAACCUUCACUUUCCAAGUUUAUAUGUGGAGGGGAAAACCACAAAUGAGAAGAUUAUUAGUCUGAAUCUUUAUCAACAACUCAGUUGGAUUUUCUGCAAUGGCAGGUUAGAUCUUGACAGUGAAAAAUAUAAACCCUUAGAUCCAAGUUCCUGGCAAAGAGAAAAAGCAUCUGAAGUCAGGAAACUAAUUUCAUUUAUUACACAUGAAGACAUAAUGCCAAGAGGGAAGUUUUUGGUGGUUUUCCUAUUACUCUCCUCCGUGGAUGACCCAAGAGACCCCCUCAUUGAGACUUUCUGUGCUUUCUACCAAGAUCUCAAAGGAAUGGAAAAUAUAAUGUGUAUUUGCGCACAUUCACGCAUAUGUCAGGGAUGGAAAGAUCUACUUGAAGCAAGAUUAGCAAAACAAGAAGAUGAAUUAUCAAGCCAGUGUAUUUCUGCUUUAAGUCUCGAAGAGAUAAAUGGAACUAUUCUUAAGCUUAAAUCUGUGACUCAAUCUUCAAAGAGAUUUUUGCCAUCUGUUGGUUCAUCUACUGUCCUUCUUAAAAGAGAAGAAGAUAUCAUGACUGCUCUGGAAAUUCUCUGUGAAAAUGAAUGUGAAGGUACACUCUUAGAGAAGGACAAAAAAAAAUUUCUUGAGUUCAAAGCGUCAAAAGAGGAAGACUUCUAUCGAGGCGGCAAAGUAUCAUGGUGGAACUUCUACUUUUCUUCUGAAAACUAUUCUUCACCUUUUGUCAAAAGGGAGAGAUACGAAAAACUUGAAGCAAUGAUUCAAGAAUGUGCAGCUUCUUCUAAGCCAACAUGUGUCAAAAUUAUUCAUCUGUAUCACCAUCCAGGCUGUGGUGGGACUACCUUGGCCAUGCAUGUUCUCUGGGAACUAAGGAAGAAAUUCAGAUGUGCUGUGCUAAAAAACAAGAUGGUGGAUUUUUGUGAAAUUGGGGAACAGGUGACUAAUUUAAUCACCUAUGGGACAACAAACAAUCAGGAAUACUUACCUGUGCUGCUGCUUGUUGAUGAUUUUGAAGAACAAGAUAAUGUUUACUUUCUGCAGGCCUCUAUUCAAACCACAAUAGCUAAUAAGUAUAUUCGAUAUGAGAAACCGCUAGUGAUCAUCCUAAACUGCAGGAGAUCACAGAAUCCUGAAAAAAGUGCAAAGAAUCCUAACAGUAUUGCCCUCAUACAAAACCUAUCUUCCAAAGAACAGAGAGCUUUUGAGCUUAAGUUGAAAGAAAUUGAAGAACAACAUAAAAACUUUAAAGAUUUUUAUUCCUUCAUGAUUAUGAAAACCAACUUUGAUAAAAAGUACAUAGAAAAUGUGGUCCGGAAUAUCCUGAAAGGACAAAAUAUUUACACCAAGGAAGCAAAGCUCUUUUCUUUUCUGGCUCUUCUUAAUUCAUAUGUGCCCGAUACCACCAUUUCAUUAUCACAGUGUGAAAAGUUCUUAGGAAUCACAAACAAGAAGGCUUUCUGGGGAACAGAAAAACUUGAAGACAAGAUGGGCACCUACUCUACAAUUCUGAUAAAAACAGAGGUCAUAGAAUGUGGGAACUACUGUGGAGUACGCAUUAUUCACCCUUUGAUUGCCACUCGCUCACUGGAAGAAUUGAAGAUAAGCUAUAACUUGGAUAAAAGUAAAAUUAUGCUGGAUAUGCUAAAAGAAAAUCUGUUCUAUGAUACUGGCAUAGGGAAAGACAAAUUUUUAGAAGAUAUGCAAACACUGCUGCUCACAAGACAGCGCAAUGACCAUGAAGGUGAAACAGGAACUUGGUUUUCCCCAUUCAUUGAAGCAUUACAUAGAGAUGAAGGGAAUGAGGCAGUUAAAAAUGUAUUGCUUGAAGGUAUUCGUCAGUUCAACUCAAAUGCGUUCAUUUGCCAAGCUUUGUCAAGACAUUUUUACAUUAAAGAGAGGGAUUUUAACAGUGCUCUGCAUUGGGCAAAUGAAGCAAAAAAGAUAGAACCUGACAAUUCUUAUAUUUCAGAUACACUGGGUCAAGUCUACAAAAGUAAAAUAAGAUGGUGGAUAGAAGAUGGAAGAAACUGGAACAUUUCAGCUGAUGAUCUAGCUGAUCUUUUGGAUUUAGCAGUACAUGCCUCAAAUGCAUUCAAAGAAUCUCAACGGCAAAGUGAGGAUAGAGAGUAUGAAGUGAAGGAAAGGUUUUAUCAGAAGUCAAAAAGGCGAUAUGAUACUUACAAUAUAGCUGGCUAUCAAGGAGAGAUAGAAGUUGGGCUCUACACAAUCCAGAUUCUCCAGCUCAUUCCCUUUUUUGACAAUAAAAAUGAGCUGUCUAAAAGAGAUAUGAUCAAUUUUAUAUCAGGAACUACUGAUAUUCCUGGGGACCCAAACAACGAAUUUAAAUUAGUCCUCAACAACUUUAUUCCUUACCUAACCAAGUUGAAGUUUUCUUUGAAAAAGUCCUUUGAUUUUUUUGAUGAUUAUUUUGUCCUUCUAAAACCCAGGAACAACAUUAAGCAAAAUGAAGAGGCCAAAACUCGAAAAAAGGUGGCUGUAUAUUUUAAGAAGUAUAUAGAUAUAUUUGGUCCCUCAGAGGACUCACAGAGCAAAUAUCUUGGAUCAAAGCUUAGUUUGCCACUUCAAGUAGAGCAGUGUCGGAGAAGCCUAGAAGUAUUAAAAGCAGACAAGUUUUCUGGGCUCUUGGAAUAUCUUAUCAAAAAUCAAAAAGAUGCUGCCAACACCAUGGAAGAUAUCAUAAACAAAUAUUCUUUUCUCUUUGAACAAUGCACUGUCAGAAUGCUGUCAAAAGAAAAGCAAAAUUUCAUCUUGGCCAACAUCAUUCUCUACUGUAUUAAACCUACCUCCAAAAUAGUUAUGCCAAUUAAAAAACUGAAAGAACAGCUUCGAGAAGUCUUGCAACAAGCAGGAACAACUUGUCGACAGUCAGAACCUUAUUUCCUAGCUUCUCUCUUAUUCUGGCCAGAAAACCAACAACUAGAUCAAGAUUCUAAACAAAUGAAAAAGUAUGCUCAGUCACUGGAAAAUUCUUUCAGGGGGCAGUAUAAACAUAUGUGUCGCACAAAGCAACCAAUUGCUUAUUUCUUUCUUGGGAAAGGUAACAAUAUGAACAGACUUAUUCACAGAGGAAAAAUUGAUCAACGUUGUAAAAAGACAGCAGCUGAUAUUAAGUCCUUUUGGCAGAGUGGAGAUGUGUGGAAGGAGAAAGAAGUCCAAAAACUUUUGUUUCGAUUAAAGGGACGUGCUGAAAAUAAUUGUUUAUACGUAGAAUAUGGAAUCAAUGAAAAAAUCACAAUACCCAUCACACCUGCUUUUUGGGUCAACUUAGAAGUGGCAGAAGCAUAGACAAAGUGUCUUUUACCUAGGAUUUUCCACCGGAGGACCACUUGCUUAUGACAUUGAAGUUAUUUAAGAGUUUGAUCUUCUCUCUCCAGAAAUGUGGAUACAAUAACAUUUAAUUAAAAAUUUUUUUAUUAAAGUAUAGUUAAUAUACAA
Phacochoerus africanus (Common warthog) is the source of this 5042-nucleotide messenger RNA. Its product is annotated as sterile alpha motif domain-containing protein 9-like. Gene Ontology annotation, cellular component: cytoplasm. NCBI's taxonomy places the organism in Eukaryota, Metazoa, Chordata, Mammalia, Artiodactyla, Suidae. The transcript is spliced from 2 exons. The record is from RefSeq and is a predicted model, not a curated record. Bases 210 to 4892 code for a protein of 1560 amino acids. Gene Ontology annotation, molecular function: protein binding.